This is a messenger RNA of Lingula anatina, 2432 nucleotides long. RefSeq names its product serine/threonine/tyrosine-interacting-like protein 1. Lineage: Eukaryota; Metazoa; Brachiopoda; Lingulata; Lingulida; Lingulidae. Gene Ontology annotation, molecular function: phosphoprotein phosphatase activity. Gene Ontology annotation, biological process: protein dephosphorylation; negative regulation of MAPK cascade. Gene Ontology annotation, cellular component: cytoplasm. The record is from RefSeq and is a predicted model, not a curated record.
ACUAGGAUCACCUCGAAAAGAGUACAGUACAGUUUCAUCUGGACAUUGAUGGGUCACAAAGUUUCAAAGGCAACAACUAAGAUUGAAGAUGUAUCUGGAGAAGGAGUUGAGAGGUCAUUGACACCUGGUGAUGACAAAAAUUCUGGAGAACCAGCAGCCAAGUAUCAGAACUUCAUAGUUGGCCAUGAGGAUAGCAUGGGUGCAGAAGGUGGGGCUGAGAGUUCGGAGGUUAAUGCCAAAUCUUCCUCUGCUGGGAAAAGGCAAAAUUUUGGGAGGAGAAAUUCUAAGAUAUGUCCUUCAUUAGUAGAUUCUGAAGAGGGGGAGCCUUCUGUCAUUUCCUCAGAAGUUUGUAAAUGCUUCAUCACUGUAUCAGCCAGUAGUGGUGAGCAUGGAGAGUCUGCUGAAGUUGGUAAGAAGGAGCCAGGCUCUGACCAUGCCACUUCUGGAAGAGGGGCGGUACCAGUCCCUGUCAAUCAAAGAAAAGAGCUUGGAAUGCUGAGCACCAUGGAGUUCUACAAUAUGUUGAUGGAGGGUCCCACCAGUCCUUACCUUUAUGAUCCACACUAUGUUUUGAUUAUAGACACAAGAGAAAAGGAAGAAUAUGAAUCUCUUCAUAUCAUCACUGCUGUUCAUGUCACAGUUCUCAGUGAAUCUCUGAUGGUCAGUGACUUCUCUAAGUAUGUUCAUAUCAUUCUGUAUGACAAAGAUGGUAGGUCACACUGUCUCACUGAAAGUCCAAUGUCUCAGUUACAAAUGAGACUUGAAGACUUUGAACCAGAAGUGUUAGAGGGAGGCUUCGAUGCAUGGCUAACUAAACACCCUUAUUUAUGUACUGAUGAGAUAAUUUUUUCAGAACUGCAGCGAGAGGAGAUGUUUUUCACAUAUCCUUCUAUGAUCCUGGAAGAUUGGCUGUAUCAGGGGGCUGGGCAGCAUGCUACAAAUGAGAAAAUCAUCUCUGAUCUUGGCAUCACUCAUGUCAUUAAUGUGGGACUGGAGCAUCCUUCUCCUUUUAAAGUUCGGAUGCAAUAUUUUGAGGUUCGUGUAACAGAUGACCCGGGAUCCAACAUAAUCAACAUAUUCCCUAAAGCAACAGACUUUAUGAGACAGGCCAAACUAAGUAAAGGCAAGGUUCUAGUCCAUUGUAACUUGGGAGUAAGUCGAAGCUCUGCUGUAAUACUUGCAUUUCUCAUUACAGAGUUUCAUUGGACAUUAAUGGAUGCCUACAAAGUGCUUAAGAAUACAAGAAAUGUUGUUCGUCCAAACUUAGGUUUUUUAAAGCAGUUGUCAGAAUAUGAAGAAAGAAUAUUUGGGAAGAAGCUGACUGAUAUUGAUGAAAUACAUUUUGGUUGAGUGACAUUUUAUCUAAAAUGGUUUGUUUUAUUUUUUUCACUGCACAUUUAAAAGCAGCUGAUAUUGGAAUGCAAACUUUUAUUUAGAGUUAAUGAUUGGAAAGAUUUUUUUGUGUAUGUGUGUGUGUUUAUAUUCUAUGUAAAAUUAUGUUUCAUUGUUUUAUUUGAAUUAUUAUUAUAUAAAGACAUGGGGUGAAUUAUUGGCUCAGAAUUUUUCAUGUAAAAUUGAUUUCACCAAAGAAACACUUCCCUUUUUUUCCCCCAAGGUCAAAUUUGCCUCGUUCAUUCAUUGUAGACACAUAUAUUAACCCCUUUUUAAAUUCAUUUAUGAAAUGUGAAUGUUGUGGCUAGAAAUCAUUAUAAUCUUUUCAUCACAAGCUUAUUUUCUAGAUCUUGGAUAUCCUUUUUGUUUUAAUUUUUUAGCAAGUGUGUAUUAGCUUUAAUUUUUUAAUGAAGUGUAUAUUUUUUAAUUACAAUAUAUUGUCAUAUAAUGAAAAACAUUUUAAUUAGAUACCCAUGUAACUUGAUAUGUAAUAUCAAAUAUUUACAUAUAUAUUGGAAAACAUCAGAGUAGUAAGAUUUAGUGGACAUCAACUAGGAAGUCCAACAAUGACUUACCUGAUCACAUACCUCAUUGAUUUAUUUUAAUAAAUGUAUUCUCUUUAUUAUUAUAAUAUGUUUAAACUUUUGUUAAGAUAAAUAUAUUUUCCUUAUUUGCAUUGCUAUGUUAUUGGAGUAUGUGAAUUUCUCAUGCAUAUCGUAGUAUGUAUUACAUAUUAAUUACGUAAUAUAUAAGUAUGUGCCAAUGUAGAUAUACAGUAAGUGCUGCUAAAUGUGAACAUUAAUGACAAAUGACCUGUGGUAUUAUUUCAGAAACUGUUGAUUUUACAAAUAUUAUUCAAUGGCAUUUCAUUAAAAUUGUGGACCAACACAUAUCCAAUAAAAAUUCAUGACCUGUUUUCAAGGUGUACAUCAGUACACAUUUUACUGUAUCAUACCCCAGGACAAAUUUUGACAAAUUUUGAGAUGAGAUGCACUACUUUCCAAUACCACAGAGAAUCAUCACUAUCUCAUCGCGUACUA